AUGAGCCUUCUGCAACGAGGAAACGACGCCUUAAGCAUCAAUCCCCCUAUAGGAGUUGACGAAUCUCUGUCAAAACACGGCUCCGACUGGCUAUGCGCUGUGACAGCCAUCUACGACCUCGCCUUCCUCGCAAUUCUAGUUCCCUGCUUCACUACGCCCCCCCAAAAAAGAGUUUUCCACUACAUUCUCGCCUUCGCCCUCCUAGCCGGAACGACAACCUACUUCGCCCAAGCCUCCAAUCUAGGCUGGAGUACCGUUCUUUAA
This is a messenger RNA of Penicillium odoratum, 264 nucleotides long. RefSeq lists its product as uncharacterized. The record is from RefSeq and is a predicted model, not a curated record. The transcript is spliced from 2 exons. Lineage: Eukaryota; Fungi; Ascomycota; Eurotiomycetes; Eurotiales; Aspergillaceae. Bases 1 to 264 code for a protein of 87 amino acids.